AUGAUACGAUUUCCGCGACCGACAGGUGGUAACCUGGGGAGGACCAAGAAUAUUAUCCAUUUCGUCCAGGGCUUCAUCAUCUUCCUGGCAUGGGCGAUGACGAUCGGUAUCUGGACGAAGGGCGAUGGCAUCGACGGCCGGACCGUCUGGUACUGGGUCCUGUGCUGGAUCAGUGUCCCCGCGCUUGUUUACCUGGCCGCCGUGCCCAUGUGGCCCCGAACCCGCCGUUUCGGAAACGUCUACGCCUUCGCUACAGUCGACAUCCUCUAUGCUGUUUUCUGGUUCAGUGCUUGGGUGUGUCUCGCCUCCUAUGUGGCUCAAGGCAAGAGCAUCGGCAAGUCAAGUAGCAGCAGCUCGGACAGCUCUAGUAGCUCCAGUAGCUCCAGCAGCUCAGAUUCAUCCAGCAAGAUCCGCCGCGCGAGCGAUUCCGAUAGCAGCAGCAAGAAGGGCUGCGCCAACUGGGCCUAUGGCAGCGAGACCAAGUGCAACCUGAGCACCGCCACCACCAUCAUCGGUGUUGUGAUAUUCUUGCUCUUCGCCGUCACCGCUUGGAUGUCUUUCCAAAAUGUGAUGCACUUCCGUCGCACCGGUACUCUUCCUGACGCCGUCUCCGAUCCAACCUUCGCCGCCCAGUCCAAGGCCGCCUUCUCCUCCAACCCGGCCCAUGACUUUGAGGAAGAUGAGGAGGACUUCCGCUCCAGCCGUGCCGGCAUGGGGGCCUCGUCUCGUAAUGACGGGGACGAGGACUACGCCUUGCUCCAGCAGAGCGAGGUGGAUGACAUCAGCAACGCUCACUCGCAGUCUGCUAUGCAUGGUGCUUACGACCCGACAGCAUCAACCCAAGGAAGCGUCCUCCACGACUAUAACAGCACUACUGGCUACGGGGGUGCGCACGGGCAACAUUACGGCGCCCCGUCCGAAUACGGCUCUUCGAUGAGCGGAUACGGGCGGUAG
Messenger RNA from Penicillium macrosclerotiorum, 954 nucleotides. RefSeq lists its product as uncharacterized. The transcript is spliced from 3 exons. The record is from RefSeq and is a predicted model, not a curated record. The coding region runs from base 1 to 954 and encodes 317 amino acids. NCBI's taxonomy places the organism in Eukaryota, Fungi, Ascomycota, Eurotiomycetes, Eurotiales, Aspergillaceae.